AUGACCGUCCGUGAUGCCAUCAACUCCGCCCUGGACGAAGAAUUGGCACGGGAUCCUGCGGUGUACAUCCUCGGCGAAGAGGUUGGCGAGUACCAGGGGGCAUACAAGAUCACUAGGGGACUGCUGCAGAAGUAUGGAGCGGACCGUGUUCGGGACACGCCCAUCACAGAGCGCGAGCGGCAGCAGCGGCGGCAGGUGCAGCAGCAGGGGCGGCGGCAGCAAUGGCAGCAGCAGCGGCAGCAGUGGCAUCGGCGGCAGCGGCGGCAACAGUGGCAGCGGCGGCAGCAUCAGCUGGAGCCACACGGCUUCACGGGCAUUGCGGUGGGCUCGGCUUUCGCGGGGCUGCGGCCGGUGUGCGAGUUCAUGACGUGGAACUUUGCGAUGCAGGCCAUCGACCAGAUCAUCAACAGCGCAGCGAAGACACUCUUCAUGUCUGCGGGCAAGAUUAACUGCCCGAUUGUCUUCCGAGGCCCCAACGGCGCGGCGGCGGGCGUGGCGGCGCAGCACUCGCAGUGUUUUGCGGCCUGGUACACGCACUGCCCGGGGCUCAAGGUGAUCUCGCCAUACGAUGCGGAGGACGCGCGCGGCCUGAUGAAGGCGGCCAUCCGGGACGACGACCCCAUCAUUUUCCUGGAGAACGAGAUCCUCUAUGGGCAGGCCUUCCCCGUAUCGCCCCAGGUCCUGGACAAGGACUUUGUGCUGCCAAUUGGCAAGGCCAAGGUGAUGCGGCAGGGGACGCACGUGACCAUCACCGCGCACUCCAAGAUGGUGGGCUUCAGCCUGGCAGCUGCCGAGAAGCUGGCGGCGGAGGGCAUCGAGGCGGAGGUCAUCAACCUGCGCAGCCUGCGGCCCCUGGACCGCCCCGCCAUCGCGGCCAGCGUGAAGAAGACGCACCACCUCGUCAACGUGGAGGAGGGCUGGCCCACCUGCGGCAUCGGCAGCGAGAUCUGCGCCGUGGCCAUGGAGGACAGCUUCGACCAGCUGGACGCCCCCGUGGGCCGCGUGACAGGCGCCGACGUGCCGACAGCGUACGCCACGGAGCUGGAGAAGGCGUCAUUCCCCUCUGUUGAUGACAUCGUCAAGGUCGUCAAGCAGACGCUCGGCAAGGCUUGA
Messenger RNA from Monoraphidium neglectum, 1113 nucleotides. Its product is annotated as pyruvate dehydrogenase E1 component subunit beta. The record is from RefSeq and is a predicted model, not a curated record. Bases 1 to 1113 code for a protein of 370 amino acids. NCBI's taxonomy places the organism in Eukaryota, Viridiplantae, Chlorophyta, Chlorophyceae, Sphaeropleales, Selenastraceae. Gene Ontology annotation, biological process: pyruvate decarboxylation to acetyl-CoA. The transcript is spliced from 10 exons. Gene Ontology annotation, molecular function: pyruvate dehydrogenase (acetyl-transferring) activity.